AUGGUGGCGCGGGCAGUGUCGCCUGGCGGCGAUUCUGAAUGGAGGCAGGAGCCUCGGAAUCUCGUGCGGAAGGCGGAACGGACGGCGGCACGGCGGGCGCUGCUGGCGGCGGACUACGGCCUGGCCGCAGCCAAGGCAGGGGUCCAGAGGCGGCGCGGCGAGCUGCAGGCCGUGCAGAGCGCGGACGGCGCCACCACGGAGGUCUUGGGCCAGUUCGACCUCGAGUGUGACGGGGCGGCGCACGAGUUCACGGCUCUCGCGCCGGCUGUGGCCUUCGCGGGUGGCUUGGAGGCGGGUCGGCGGCUGGCGGAGCGCUCUGCCUGGUCGGGCGCGAACGGGAACGUGGACACCUCGACCGACGAGGCGAACGACGAGGACGAAAACGCGCUGCAGAACAUAGAAAAUAUCGAAAUCGCGGCAGCUUCGGAGGAGUCGGAGGGCGGCUGCGAGUUCGACGGCGACGACGGCGGCGAGCUCGCCGAAGGCUCCUCGGGCGGGGAGCUGGACGCCAAGUCGCAGAGCGAGCUUGGGAGCGACUUCGACGUGUCGGAGGAGGCAUGCGAGCCCGACGGCAACGACGGCGGCGAGCUCAGCGCGGGCCUCUCGCGCGGGCUCGGCGCCAAGUCGGAGUGCGAGCUCCAGGGUGACUCCGACGAGGACGCGGAGGAAAGCGACGGCAUGGAGGGAACGGACUUGGGCCGAUUUGCGUCGAUGCCAGGCGGAGAAGAAUGUGGCCAGGCCCGCGAUAUGGCGGACGCGGGCGCCAUGGCCUGCCCCGCGAGGCGGGGCGGCCGGAGAGGCGAGGCCCUGAACGCCGGCGCGCGGAGCCGCCUGGCGCGCAGUCAGGAGGAGUACACCAGCGGCAAUUACGAGCACAUUGUUGACGUCACCACCGUUCAGCAGUGUGCCAACCUGUGCACGGAGAGGCCCUGGUGCCUCGGCUUCAACUACAAGCCCGUGGGCGGCGCCCCGGGCUUCGAGGAGAAGACGUGCCAGCUCGUGAGCCAGGAGCACAUCUGCAAAACGGACGUCACGAAUUUGACCAUGUACACAAAAGGGGUAUACGUGUGCACCCCGGGCGAGGUGUGCAAUCCGCAACUGACAAGGGAGCAGUGCGACGCCAAAGUAAAGUUGUUCGGCGAAACCCUUCAGAACAGCGAUGAUGAGGAAGGGAGGGCAGCCAAAUCACGAGUAAUCCCACGUUGGGCAUGUCAGCACGGUGUUGUCAGCCUGUUGCAAGGUGUCUGGAUGUUCGUUCCAUUCUCCCCUUAUUAG
Prorocentrum cordatum is the source of this 1275-nucleotide messenger RNA. The record is from the annotation of a GenBank genome assembly. NCBI's taxonomy places the organism in Eukaryota, Dinophyceae, Prorocentrales, Prorocentraceae.